AUGGUGACCAAAUUAACAGCUUUGCAGCAAGAGCUGGUGAAUGCACUGGUAGAUUCUGGGGUCAACAAGGAGACCCUGAUUGAAGCUCUCCAGGAACUCGACCCCUAUCAACCUGCCAAGACCGAGGAAGCUCAGGGGUCGACGAUUAGUAUACUCCCCAGCGAUGGCCCCAAAGCCGAACCGCUGCCGGCUUUAGCGAACGGCCACAACCCCGACAAACUCUCCGGGGACGACAGCUCAGAGGACGGCGACGAGGACUACGACACUCCGGCUAUCCUGAAGGAACUGGUCAACCUCAGCCCCGAAGAAGCCGCCCAGCAAAGGGCAAUCGUGGAACAACUUCUCCAAGAGGAUCCAUGGAGGGCAGCAAAGAUGAUAAAGUGCUACAUGCAACAGCACAAUAUCCCACAGCGAGAAGUAGUGGACACAACUGGCUUAAACCAAUCUCACUUGUCGCAACAUCUGAACAAGGGGACGCCAAUGAAAAAUCAGAAACGGGCUGCUCUCUACACCUGGUAUGUCCGGAAACAGAGAGAGAUCGCCCAGCAGUUCAGUCAACCAACACAGAAGACAGGACAAAAUGUGGUGGAAAACAGACAGCAGCUGUUUCUCUUUGCAGAGUUCAACAAUUCAGCCUCAGGAGCUUCUGCGGAAGAACCUGUUGAAGAGCCAGCCAACAAGAAGAUGAGGAGAAACAGAUUCAAGUGGGGGCCUGCAUCACAGCAAAUUUUAUUUCAGGCUUAUGAGAGGCAGAAGAACCCAAGCAAGGAAGAACGAGAAGCUUUGGUUGAAGAGUGUAACAGAGCAGAGUGUAUACAGCGAGGGGUUUCCCCAUCACAGGCCCAUGGGCUGGGCUCUAACCUUGUUACCGAGGUGCGGGUGUACAACUGGUUUGCAAACCGAAGGAAGGAGGAGGCUUUUCGGCACAAGUUGGCAAUGGAUGCAUAUGGCACUCAACAACCCCACACAGUAACCCCUGUGACACCCCAUAAUAACUCACCCAUGCAGCCAAGUGCCUUGUCACCCAGUAAAUUACACGGAGUAAGGUAUGGACAGCAAGCAUCCAAUGAUGUUGUGCCUCCAUCUGUUAGUCAUCAGGGCAACAGCACUAUGGUGACGACUCACACUGUACUCCAACCUGUUUCUCCUCCGGGUCUGGAACCAAGCCACAGCUUGUUGACUACAGAUACCAAACUGAUAGCUGCCUCAGGAGGAACCCUACCCCCUGUCAGCACACUGACCGCCCUCCACAGCUUGCCACACAACCCCCACCCUGUAGCCCAACAGACCCAGAACCUCAUCAUGGCUUCCUUACCGAGUGUCAUGGCCAUUGCACCGAGACUUGCCACGACUCAAGCUCAGAACGUUCCGGUCAUUAACAGCGUGGGCGGCAGCCUGACGACCCUUCAGCCAGUGCAGUUUCCACAGCAACUACAUGCCCACCACCAGCAGCCAAUCAUGCAUCAGGUCCAGGGUCACAUGGCUCAGAGUUCAUUCAUGGCUACAAUGGCACAGCUUCAGAACCCACAUGCUGUAUACAGCCACAAACCAGAACUGCCGCAGUACCACACCAGCCUCUUCCCACAGACCAUGGUCUUCACGGAUGCCAGCAACUUUAGCGGUCUGACCAGUCUUCCUAUGGCCAAGCAGGUCUUGACACUAAAUUCGGAAAGCCAGUCAGAAAACCAGAUCCAUGCAGCCAUACAACAGGUACCUUUGCAGAAUUUGGAUGGAUCCAUUCAACAUAUCCAUCGAGUUUCCUCAAGCCCAGCCAUUACCACAGGCAGUCUGGUCAUGUAUCAAAACACACAGUCAGCAGACAGCCACAACCACCUGCUGUCGCCCAGUCACAGCAGCAUCGAGACCUUCAUCCCACAGCAGAUGGCCUCCACUGCACCGUAACCAUGCCAACCAAAGCUGACUAUCUUGUAACAUGCUUUAGGCCUGGAUCAAGUCAUUGGGAAAAAAACAAGAGGAUUAAAAAAAUUUUCCAAUGCUUUCAGUUAUGCUUGGGACAGUUAGUCUUUGACAAAAGCCAUGAACAUUCUGUGAAGAUGGUACUUAUUUGCAUAUUUUUGACUUUAGAAUUACUUUAUUAUACAGGGCUGUUUUGAGAGAUGUUGAUGUGCAAUAGGUUUAAUGAAAAUCCUCAAAUCAUACGUCUAAUUCAAGUGUUGCAUAAAGUGGAAGGGGUUGGGUGGUGUGUGGAUGGAGCAUUACAGUCCAAACGCAAACGCAAAUCAUGCAAACCUCUACCCCAGAUGUUCCCAAUAAUGUGAUACUCUAUAGAGAUAUUUAGCAUUGCCAAGCCUGCAUUUUGUGCUGUCAUUUUGUACACAUAAAUUAAGUUCACAAGAUAAAAUUUAAGUCUGAUUUUGAAAUACCUUUUCCUCACUUUAAGUAUAUAUUUACUAUUUUUAUCCUUAACCUCCUGAUUGUAAAAAUUGGACUGAAGUAUUUAACUAACAAAUUGUUAAAUGUCAUUGCAGCUCACUUUGUAAACUCUGUAGAUUCACUU
This is a messenger RNA of Carcharodon carcharias (great white shark), 2518 nucleotides long. It is a transcript of the gene hnf1a, whose product is annotated as HNF1 homeobox a. Lineage: Eukaryota; Metazoa; Chordata; Chondrichthyes; Lamniformes; Lamnidae. The coding region runs from base 1 to 1902 and encodes 633 amino acids. Gene Ontology annotation, molecular function: DNA-binding transcription factor activity, RNA polymerase II-specific; RNA polymerase II cis-regulatory region sequence-specific DNA binding. Gene Ontology annotation, biological process: regulation of transcription by RNA polymerase II; insulin secretion; pancreas development. The record is from RefSeq and is a predicted model, not a curated record. Gene Ontology annotation, cellular component: nucleus. The transcript has 10 exons.